CCUUAACACGGAGGACAUGAGGCUUCUCUUCUGGUUCCUUCUGGCCGUGGUCUUGAGCAUGGAGCUAGCUAUAACACAGGGCCUGCAGUGCCACCUGUGCAAGGACUUUGGAGGCUGCUCCGGCAAGUUCAGAUGCCCAAGGGACUCUACCCACUGUGUCAUCAUUGCCACCCGGUCUCCCAUCAGCUUCACAGACCUGCCUCUGGUGACAAAGAUGUGCUACAAAGGCUGUCCUGAUGUCCCCAGCUUGGGCUUGGGUCCUCAUGUAUCUAUCGUUUGCUGCCAGUCCAAUCUCUGCAACAGAGACUGACCACACUUGUCACUACCAGCUGGUCCCACAGGACCAUGUCCAGGCCUGGUCCUUGGAGAUCAUUCCAGUCUGGCCAGCCCAAAGGAAGUUCAGAGUGAAACCCUGUGUAAACCCACUGUGGUACAAACAUAAGGC
Molecule: messenger RNA, 445 nt
Organism: Phodopus roborovskii (desert hamster)
Lineage: Eukaryota; Metazoa; Chordata; Mammalia; Rodentia; Cricetidae
Gene: Slurp2
Product: secreted LY6/PLAUR domain containing 2
Exons: 3
Coding region: 17-310 (97 amino acids)
Molecular function (GO): acetylcholine receptor inhibitor activity
Source: RefSeq, a predicted model, not a curated record